AUGUCUCAGGAUUCCAGCAGUAUUACCGAUGAAAUAUCAAAUGGGAAAAAUAAACAGGAAGUUCGUUGCCGAUUUUGUAAUUCUCUAAUGCUAAAGGAACAAGAGGGUAGCUAUGAAAGUAAACCGUUCGAUCUGCCGCUGAUGCAUCAGAAAAAUACCAAAGAUAUCAAUACCAUAGAAUGCGAAUCGUUAAGUGACUACUGGAUCAUUAACGAUAUGUUUACAUUCGAAAAUAUCGGCUUCUCGAAUACAGUGGAUAAGAGGAAAUUUCUGAUAUGUGCCGAUUGUGAUAUGGGUCCGGUGGGCUAUCAUGAUAUCGAUACGAAAAAAUGUUAUUUGGCAUUGAAGCGAGUGCAUCAUGGCAAGGAACCGGCGGCAAAGGCUGUAACCAAUAAUUCAUAGAUAAUA
This is a messenger RNA of Musca vetustissima, 408 nucleotides long. RefSeq names its product guanine nucleotide exchange factor MSS4 homolog (gene strat). The coding region runs from base 1 to 402 and encodes 133 amino acids. Gene Ontology annotation, cellular component: membrane; cytosol. The record is from RefSeq and is a predicted model, not a curated record. Gene Ontology annotation, biological process: post-Golgi vesicle-mediated transport; small GTPase-mediated signal transduction. Gene Ontology annotation, molecular function: guanyl-nucleotide exchange factor activity; zinc ion binding. NCBI's taxonomy places the organism in Eukaryota, Metazoa, Arthropoda, Insecta, Diptera, Muscidae. The transcript has 2 exons.